AUGGCACGCCCCGAGCCCAUGAACUUCCUGGAGCUCCCCGUCGAGAUCCUCAGCCAGAUCCUCCAGCCGCUACUGACUACGCCGGGCCACACGCCCAUCCUGCUCUGUCCCUGCUCGCCCGCCCCGUUCCCUCCCCGGUCCGUCCUGUCCAUCCUCCUGACCCAUCCUCGUCUCCACGCCAUCGCCUGCCCACUCCUCUACGGGCCGAGCAAUAGCUUCCUCCUGGACCUCACGGGAGAGCACAGCUCGCACGUCCGGAGGAGGCGGGAGGUCUUCGAGGCAGGCAGCCAGGACGACGUGUUCCUGAUCAACGACAUUGGGAACUCCCACAGGCACUCCACGGCGGACGGCUCGUUCUUCUCGCUGCCCGCCCAUAGGCGCCGCGGUCCCCUGCUGGCUACCGCGCCCGCCCUGCGCAGGCUCCAGAACCUCACCAUCCGCGUGGACCGGCUAAGGGGCUGGAUCCAGGACGACAUCGUCCCGGUCGUCUCGGACAUGAUCAUGCACGGGCACCUGCAGCAGCUACGCCUCUACCUGGCUACUACGACGCUGGAGUCUCUCCCGUCGUCGUCGACGUCCCGAGCCUGCCGCCCUCGUAUCACAUUCCCUCCUCCCCAGGCGGCAGCAGGACGGCCACCGCUCGCUGGCCUGCUGCGGCUCUUGGCGGACCCGGACCUGGGGCACUCGGGCUUGUGGAUUGAGGGUCGCCAUCACUUUGGAUGGGAUCAAUUCCAAAGCGACGACGCGUCACAGGAGGAGCUGGGGGCGGCGGGUGGGAGCAGCAGCAGGCGCGACGACGACGGCCAGGAUGGGCGAGACCUCGUACACCAUCAGGAGCAGGCGGUUGAGCUUGAUUGGCGCAAGCUGCUGGAGAGCGCAGCUGAGAUGCAAGCUGUGGACUGA
Molecule: messenger RNA, 903 nt
Organism: Clonostachys rhizophaga
Lineage: Eukaryota; Fungi; Ascomycota; Sordariomycetes; Hypocreales; Bionectriaceae
Source: the annotation of a GenBank genome assembly